Messenger RNA from Urocitellus parryii (Arctic ground squirrel), 353 nucleotides. The record is from RefSeq and is a predicted model, not a curated record. Lineage: Eukaryota; Metazoa; Chordata; Mammalia; Rodentia; Sciuridae.
CAGCAACUGGCUGAGGUGGAGGCAAAGAAGUUCAAGCAGAUGACAGAGGCCCUGGGCCCCAGCACCAUCAGGGACCUGGCUGUGGCCGGGCCAGAGAUGCAGGUCAAACUGCUCCAGUCCCUUGGUCUGAAAUCCACCUUGAUCACUGAUGGCUCCUCUCCCAUCAACCUCUUCAACACAGCCUUUGGGCUGCUGGGGCUAGGGUCUGAUGGUCAGCCCCAGGCCCGAAAGGCGGCUAGUGGGCUCAGCCCCCAGGAGGGUUUACAUAUUCAGGGACCUCCCGCCCCUCAGACUGCUGGAGGCAACCAAAUUGUGCCUUAGCUCUUACAACUGACCAAUAAAGUGGACAUUUC